AGUGCGUCUGGCUCUCAGCCUGCCCGCGCACCCUCCUCGCUCCUUUGAAGUGGCUGAAACCGCUGGGGGAUCUCGCCGGAAGUCUUCUGAGCCCAAGCAUUUGUCGGGAAUGGUUGCAUGGUCAGUUUCUUGGGAUGUCACGAUGGGCUUCACCAAUUCUCAGCCAACGGUGAAGGGACAUGUCGUUGACCACCAGAGGAGCACCUGGCCCAGCAGCGGGCAGUGGCUUCCGUGGUGGGUUCCUUCGCAGCCCCCGCCCUUGCUGGGGACGGUCUGCUGGCUGAUCCUUUUUGGCCUUGGCAGAUUUCCCGGCCCCUAGCCGCCUCCCUUUGAACAACUAAGACUUUGGCUUUGACUUUGCGCCUGCGCGUCCGAAGGCGGCCCAUGUAGGGCGCAGGCGGGGUGAAAAACAAGAACUUCUUUGGUUCAAAAACAUCAUCCCGGAAAUGAAAUCAACUCCGGAAACAAAAUAGCACGAAGUCGUCCAUCAAGGAGCGCCACAAGUCCACAUCAGCAGCCACCGUAUACCAAGUUCCCAACCCGUUGUACCUGCAGAAUUUUUCGAAGUAAGUUUCCCAAGUUGCAAAUGGUCUUCCGACCUUUCGCCGGCUGGCAAGGCGCCAAUUCAGUACACGUUUUUGGUCCAAC
Molecule: messenger RNA, 648 nt
Organism: Durusdinium trenchii
Lineage: Eukaryota; Dinophyceae; Suessiales; Symbiodiniaceae
Source: the annotation of a GenBank genome assembly